This is a messenger RNA of Schistocerca cancellata (South American locust), 993 nucleotides long. RefSeq lists its product as uncharacterized. The record is from RefSeq and is a predicted model, not a curated record. The transcript has 2 exons. Lineage: Eukaryota; Metazoa; Arthropoda; Insecta; Orthoptera; Acrididae. The coding region runs from base 1 to 993 and encodes 330 amino acids.
AUGGAAAAGACACAAAUAUGGCAAAGACAUAAAUAUGGCAAAAAUGCAAAUAUGGGAAAGACACAAAUAUGGGAUAAACGCAAAUAUGGGAAAAACGCAAAUAUGGGAAAAACGCAAAUACGGGAAAAACGCAAAUAUGGGAAAAACGCAAAUAAGGGAAAAACACAAAUAUGGGAAAAACCAAAUAUGGGAAAAACGCAAAUAUGGGAAAGACGCAAAUAUGGGAAAAACGCAAAUAUGGGAGAAACGCAGAUAUGGAAAAAACGCAAAUAUGGGAAAAACAUAACAUGGGAAAAACGCAGAUAUGGGAAAAACGCUGAUAUGGGAAACACGCAGAUAUGGGAAAUACGCAGAUAUGGGAAAAACGCAAAUAUGGAAAAAACGCAAAUAUGGGAAAAACGCAAAUAUGGGAAAAAUGCAAAUAUGGGAAAAACGCAAAUAAAGGAAGAGCGCAAAUAUGGGAAAAAUCCAAAUAUGGGAAAAACGCAAAUAUGGGAAGAACGCAAAUAUGGGAAAAACGCAGAUAUGGGAAAACGCAGAUAUGGGAAAGACUCAGAUAUGGGUAAGACACAUAAAUUGGAAAAACGCACACAUGGGAACAUUGCAAAUAUGGGAAAAUUGCAAAUAUGGGAAAAACGCAAAUAUGGGAAAAUUACAAUCGCAAAUGUGAGAAAAACGCAAACAUGGGAAAGACGCAAACAUGGGAAAGACGCAAACAUGGGAAAGACGCAAACAUGGGAAAGACGCAAACAUGGGAAAAACGCAAGCAUGGGAAAAACGCAAAUAUGGGAAAAACGCAAAUAUUGGAAAAACGCAAACAUGGGAAAAACGCAAACAUGGGGAAAACGCAAACAUGGGGAAAACGCAAACAUGGGAAAAACGCAAACAUGGGAAAAACGCAAACAUGGGAAAAACGCAAACAUGGGAAAAACGCAAACAUGGGAAAAACGCAAACAUGGGAAAAACGCAAACAUGGGAAAAACGCAAACAUAG